Alnus glutinosa is the source of this 1623-nucleotide messenger RNA. RefSeq names its product zinc finger BED domain-containing protein RICESLEEPER 1-like. NCBI's taxonomy places the organism in Eukaryota, Viridiplantae, Streptophyta, Magnoliopsida, Fagales, Betulaceae. Bases 1 to 1623 code for a protein of 540 amino acids. The transcript has 2 exons. Gene Ontology annotation, molecular function: DNA binding. The record is from RefSeq and is a predicted model, not a curated record.
AUGGCUGGUAACGCAAAUAGUGGUGCUAAUAAUAUUGGUUCUAUUGCUGGUGCUUCAGCUUCACCUAGUCCUACUCCUAGUCUUUUAGAUAGUACUAUGCCUCCCAUUAAUACUGAGAAUGUUGAGAGUGUUGGUGAUGUUGGUACUCAGAAUCCUAAUUCAAUUGAAGCUCUCCCACCAAAACCUAAACCAAAUGUGCAAAAAUCAAUUGUAUGGGAACAUUUUACCAAGAUAGAGGGGGGUGAUCCCGAAGAUCCUAAAUCAAAAUGCAACUAUUGUAGCAAAUUGUUUAGUUGUCACCCUAGAAUGCUAGGUACUUCAUCCAUGUUAUCACAUAUCAGAAAUAGUUGCAAGAAAUAUCCUGGUAGGUUUGGCAAAUUAGAUAAGCCACAGUCAACGCUGAGUUUUGAUGCUAAUAAGGAAGGACAAGUGGGAGAAGGAUCUGUUGGCAAUCUUGUCAUUGCGAAAUAUAAUGUUCAAAAAAUAAGGGAGGCAUUAGCUAAGAUGGUAAUUGUGGAUGAGUUGCCUUUUAAGUUUGUGGAGGGUGAAGGGUUUCACGAUUUCAUGAAGACGGUUGAGUCUAGGUUUAAAAUUCAUUCUCGUUACACUGUGAUAAAGGAUUGUAUGAAGAUCUUUAUAUCUGAGAAGGAAAAGCUUAGGGCAAUGAGAGAGACUAUUGGGAAAAAGAUAGAGUCUUGUAUGCUUGAGUGGGGUAUUAGUAGCAUUUUUACUGUCACGGUUGACAAUGCUAGUGCCAAUGACACUGCUAUUAAGUACUUAAAGAGGAAAAAUAGAGAUAAGGUGGGCGCCAUAUUGGAUAAUGAGUUUAUGCAUUUGAGGUGUUGUGCACACAUACUUAAUCUUAUUGUGACUGAUGGUUUAAAAGAGGUUAGUGACUCUAUUGUGAAGGUUCGAAAUGCAGUGAAAUAUGUGAAGUCUUCACUUUCAAGAUUUGAGAAAUUUAAGGCUUGUAUGGAGAUAGAAAAAAUUCAGUUUAAGGGUUUGUUGUGUCUUGAUGUUCCAACUAGAUGGAACUCCACAUAUAAGAUGUUAGAAGCCGCUGAAAAAUGUCGAAAUGCUUUACAUCUAAUGGAAGAAGAAGAUAGAUACUUUGUUUCUACGUUGUUUGAAGGAGGGCAAUGGAGAAGGGGUUUGGGACCUCCUACUUUUGAGGAUUGGGAAAAUGUUAGGGUCUUUCUCAAGUUUUUAAAACUUUUUUAUGAUGUGGCCAUGCGACUUUCGGGUUCUUUGAAUGUGACAUCUAAUAUGUACUUGCAAGAUAUUUGUGGCAUCCAAGCACAUUUACAGGCUUUUAGUGAGAGUGGGGAUUAUGUAUUAAGAGCCAUGGCGGAGAAAAUGAAGAUGAAGUACAAUAAGUAUUGGGGAGAUCUUGAUAGGGUUAACUUGAUGUUGUUUGUUGCAGUUGUUCUUGAUGCACGCACCAAAUUGGAUUCAUUAGAUAAUUGGUUCAAAGAAGUUCUUAGUGUUGAGCAAGCAACUCGAAUGAUUACAAAAUUGAGGUAUCACUUGGACAAAUUAUAUGAUCACUAUGACAAAUCGGAACUAUUUGGUUUAGAGCAUUCAGCUAUUGAUGGAAUUAUUGAUUUUUUUUGUGUUCAUUGA